Messenger RNA from Arachis duranensis, 781 nucleotides. RefSeq lists its product as uncharacterized. Lineage: Eukaryota; Viridiplantae; Streptophyta; Magnoliopsida; Fabales; Fabaceae. Bases 17 to 781 code for a protein of 254 amino acids. The record is from RefSeq and is a predicted model, not a curated record. The transcript has 2 exons.
UUAAGGUGCUGCAUAGAUGGAUUCUGGUCGGUUCCGUUACUACGUCGUUAGGAGAGGACGAAAGCUAGGCAUUUACACCUCUUGGGAAGAAUGCAAUCAACAAGUCUAUGGCUUCAAGGGGAGUCAAUUAAAAGGCUUCAUGGUAAGGCGCGAGCCGGAGGAGUGGCUGAGUUUGCCAAGACAAGACCCAGUUGGUGAAGAUACUGCCCCGGAGCCUGAAGAUUUGGUGUUAAGCUUUGGAGCUAUGUCCGUCGGAGACUCUGGCAGCGUUACCGGAGACGAGAGCAGCGGAUCUGUGGCCGCCGGGACGGACUUGCUGCCUCAGAAGCCAGAUAUGGUGCCAGAGUUUGACCCCAAGGCGUUCGUCAUAAUGGAAGACAUGGAGCAACUUUUGUUACAGGUUUGUGCUCGACUUGAAGUUGGACCGCUAGUGUUUUUCAUGCGUGAUGUCUUUCGCAGCGAAGGAAAGAAAUAUCAUGGGUUUGGGGUUUCUUUGCAAAGCACCGCGAAGGGGAUAAACUUUUUCGUUUCAGGGCGGUUGUCGACUGAUGAGGGACUGGCAAGGCAGGAUGCCGCCUUCAUCACUUUGGAACGACUCCUUGAAGAGGCGGAGGUGAAAAUUUUUGACUUCAAUUUCCAAGUUGUUCUUCGAUACAAGGAGGACCUUGCUGAGGCACACCGCAUAGCAAGGUUGUCAGCCACAGAGCAUGUAAUGAUGCUGGAGAAAGAGAACGCUGAGCUGAAGCAAAGGUUGAGCCUCUACAAUCAGAUGUUCAUGUAG